AUGAAGAAAAUGAGCAACAUCUAUGAAUCAGCAGCCAAUACCCUGGGAAUUUUUAACAGCCCAUGCCUGACUAAAGUGGAGCUGCGAGUUGCAUGCAAAGGCAUAUCAGAUAGGGAUGCCCUCUCAAAACCAGAUCCUUGUGUCAUCCUCAAAAUGCAGUCGCAUGGCCAGUGGUUUGAGGUUGACAGGACAGAAGUGAUUCGAACCUGUAUAAAUCCCAUCUUCUCCAAGCUGUUCACGGUGGACUUCUAUUUUGAAGAGGUGCAGCGGUUGCGGUUUGAAGUCCAUGACAUUAGCAGCAAUCACAAUGGGCUGAAGGAAGCAGAUUUUCUUGGAGGCAUGGAGUGCACUCUUGGACAAAUUGUUUCUCAGAGGAAACUCUCCAAGUCCUUACUCAAACAUGGGAACACAGCAGGAAAGUCAUCCAUAACAGUGAUUGCUGAGGAACUGUCUGGCAAUGAUGACUACGUUGAACUUUCAUUCAGUGCCCGGAAAUUGGAUGACAAGGAUUUCUUCAGCAAAUCUGAUCCUUUUCUGGAGAUUUUCCGGAUGAAUGAUGAUGCAACCCAACAACUUGUUCACAGGACUGAGGUUGUGAUGAAUAACUUAAAUCCAGCCUGGAAGACCUUUAAAGUCUCUGUAAAUUCUCUGUGCAGCGGAGACCAGGACCGCAGGCUAAAGUGCAUAGUUUGGGACUGGGAUUCCAACGGAAAGCAUGACUUCAUUGGAGAAUUUAGCUCAACUUUCAAGGAAAUGCGAGGAGCUAUGGAAGGAAGACAGGUACAGUGGGAAUGCAUUAACCCCAAAUACAAAGCAAAGAAGAAGAAUUACAAGAACUCAGGCAUCGUCAUCCUUAACCAGUGCAAGAUCCACAAGAUGCAUUCUUUCUUAGAUUAUAUCAUGGGAGGCUGCCAAAUACAGUUUACAGUAGCUAUAGAUUUCACUGCAUCAAAUGGUGAUCCUAGGAACAGCUGCUCACUGCACUACAUCCACCCCUAUCAACCCAACGAGUACUUGAAAGCAUUGGUAGCCGUUGGGGAGAUUUGCCAAGACUAUGACAGUGACAAAAUGUUCCCAGCCUUUGGAUUUGGAGCAAGGAUACCCCCAGAAUACAAAGUGUCUCAUGAUUUUGCCAUCAAUUUCAAUGAAGACAACCCAGAAUGUGCAGGAAUACAAGGUGUUGUGGAGGCUUAUCAGAGCUGCCUUCCCAAGCUGCAGCUGUAUGGGCCAACAAACAUUGCUCCCAUCAUCCAGAAGGUGGCAAAAUCGGCAUCAGAGGAAACCAAUACCAAGGAGGCCUCGCAAUAUUUCAUCUUGUUGAUCCUGACGGAUGGCGUCAUCACAGACAUGGCUGACACCAGAGAGGCCAUUGUCCAUGCCUCUCACCUUCCCAUGUCAGUCAUCAUCGUUGGGGUGGGGAACGCCGAUUUUAGUGACAUGCAGAUGCUGGAUGGCGAUGAUGGGAUCCUGAGGUCACCCAAGGGCGAGCCUGUGCUUCGAGACAUUGUCCAGUUUGUGCCAUUUAGGAACUUCAAACACGCAUCCCCAGCUGCUCUAGCAAAAAGCGUUUUGGCUGAAGUUCCAAACCAAGUCGUGGACUAUUACAAUGGCAAAGGGAUAAAACCAAAAUGUAUGUCAGAGUACGAGUCUUCCAGGACACUAGCUCCAUGA
Molecule: messenger RNA, 1671 nt
Organism: Egretta garzetta (little egret)
Lineage: Eukaryota; Metazoa; Chordata; Aves; Pelecaniformes; Ardeidae
Gene: CPNE4
Product: copine 4
Exons: 15
Coding region: 1-1671 (556 amino acids)
Biological process (GO): cellular response to calcium ion
Cellular component (GO): plasma membrane
Molecular function (GO): calcium-dependent phospholipid binding
Source: RefSeq, a predicted model, not a curated record